Solanum lycopersicum (tomato) is the source of this 1295-nucleotide messenger RNA. RefSeq lists its product as uncharacterized. The record is from RefSeq and is a predicted model, not a curated record. Lineage: Eukaryota; Viridiplantae; Streptophyta; Magnoliopsida; Solanales; Solanaceae.
UUUGGUUCCUUUGAAAUACAAUUCUACACAAACACAAAUAUUCUCCAUUACCAAAACCAAAAAAAAAUCCAAAUUUUUGUAUUAUUAUUACUAUUCAAUAUGGUUAAUCCAUUUAUUUGUGGAUCUUUUCAUCAUCAAGAUGAUGAUAUGGAAUUUUUUAGCCCAUGUUCAACUCCAAAAAGAUCAAAAAAAAGUUUAUUUAGGUCUAGUAACAAAAAUAAUCCAUAUUCAAAUAGAGGACUUGAUAAAUUCUCUGCCCUCUUAGCUGAUCUUGAAGACAAGAAACAAAGAAUUUAUUCCGAAAUUGCCCCUGACGAUAUCUCUUUCGUACGAUUUGUUUUUUCGAAUUCCAAUGAUGCUAAGCCUAUUAUUGUCAAAUUGAAGGACAAGAAAUCGUCAAAGAGUUGUCAAGAAGAGAAAAUAGAGUCUACGAAUAAGCAAAUGACUCGUGAAGUAUACGAAGAUUGUGAAGAAGGGAAAGCUGAGUCCGCGGAAAAGAGGGUAAUAAAAAAGAGUGUUUCUAAGUGGAAUUCAAUGAAGUUGGAAAAUUUGAAGAGGCCUAAGUUUUAUUUGCCUUUGACUAUAAUAUUGAUAUUGGUAUUUUUGGCUAUAUAUGGAAGGUCAUUUGCAAUAAUGUGUACUUCAAUUGGAUGGUAUUUGAUACCUACAAUUAGAGGGGGAGAUUCAAGGUCAAGUGUAAGUACAAGAAAACCACAAAGGAAGAAGGAUUAUAUGAGAAGAUUUAGUGAAAAAAGUGUUGUUAGAGAAGAACCAAUUUCACCAACAAGUGUUAUGAAUGGACCAAGUGGUAAAUAUGACCAUAGGAAAAGUUGGUCAUGAUGGGGAAGGAAAAAAAUUAUCUUGAUCCUCUAAAUUCUCCCUUCUUUUUAUUGAGAUCGUGAUGUCUGAGCCAGUUUACGUACACCUUGACUAAUUUCAGAUGGGAAGAAUCAUCUAGUAUGUUUUGUCUCUACUGAAUUUUGAACACCUCACGAUUCUCAACCACUUCAUUAGUCUAGGCCACAUCGUUGAUUGGGAUCUUGAAAAUUGUGAUUUUUUUUUAAAGUUGACUUUAUUGCAUUGUAAAUUGUUUUGCUGAUUUUGAACAUUUGAGUUGAACUAGAAAUUUAGUCACUCUUUUGAUAUGUAUUUGUAAAUAAGAUGUUUUAGAAUUUAUGUUUGUUAACAAUAAGCUAUGCUCUGGUUCAACAGAAUUGUGUAGUAACUUUUUUUUUAGGGUAAAAUGAAAUGGUGUUUGUUUCCAUUAGUUUUCCGUAAUUACGGUGUUCGAUUCA